Molecule: messenger RNA, 1369 nt
Organism: Pelagomonas calceolata
Lineage: Eukaryota; Pelagophyceae; Pelagomonadales; Pelagomonadaceae
Source: the annotation of a GenBank genome assembly
AGCUCAUUGUUGUACUUGCUACGCGUCUCCAGACCUCGGCGCACCACGCUCUCAACAGCUGCGAUCCCCGCCGCCGCUUGCAGGACCGUUCUAGCAGCAAGCCUGCACAGCCCUCUCUGCUGCUGCCGCGCGCGCGGGCCAGCCGCCGACGCCAUCGACGCGCCACGAGGAGAACGCCGUCGACACGUGAGUCCUACCGGCCACAGCACUCGAGGCAAACACCACUACGAAGCAGACAGCAAGAAACGAUGGGCGACACCGCCCACGUCCUCGAGCACCCGAGCGGCGACGGCAUCAAAGUGACGAUAUUACCGCUCGGCGCGACGAUCACGUCAGUAAGAGUGCCGGACAAGCACGGGAAUCGGGGCGAGUGCGUCCUCGGCUUCGAUCGGGAGGAGCCGUAUUUAGGAAAGAAUCCGUUCUUCGGCAGUGUCGCGGGUCGCGUGGCGAACCGCACGGCCAAUGCGGAAUUUUCCCUCGAUGGGAAGACCUAUGAAUUACAUGCCAACAACGGCCACCACCACCUCCACGGCGGCAAGGAGGGUUUCAACCGGAAGUGGUGGGCCGUCGUCGAGUCGACGGCGACGCAGCUGACGCUGGCUCUACGGUCACCGGACGGCGACGAGGGCUACCCCGGCACGCUCGACGUGCGCGUGACCUACUCCCUACCGACGGAAAACACUCUGAAGAUCGACUAUGCCGCCACGACGGACAAGGCGACGCCCUUGAACCUCACGAAUCAUGCGUAUUGGAACCUCGAGGACGGCGGGGCGUCGUCCGUCGACAAGCACGUCAUCCGCCUCGAGGCUCAAUUUUAUACACCUACGGAUGAUGAUUCCAUCCCGACCGGAGAAGUGAGAGCGGUCAAGGGCACGCCCAUGGACUACUGCUCGGCCCCCCGGGUUGUGGGGGAUGGAAUACUCGAAUGUGAUCAGGGCAACGGCGCCGAUCAUAAUUUUGUGCUCUCCGGUGCCGCCUCCGAGGAGGGCCUGCGGCCGGUCGCGACGCUCUGGUCGGAAAAGAGCGGGCGGCUCAUGAAGGUCUGGACGACGGAGCCGGGCGUGCAGUUCUACACGGGCAAUUUCCUGGCUCGCAUCGGUGUCUCGUCGAAGGCGCCUUGAGUGUUUGCCGUGGCCCCGACGCCAUCGACGCGGUCGAUGUCACACAGGACGGCACGUUGCGCCGCAGCGACGGCGCCAAGGGCUCGCCAAGUGUGGGCAUUCCCUACAGCAAAAGAGCCGGCCUCUGUCUGGAAUGCCAGCACUUCCCAGAUUCGAUCCACAGACCUCAUUUCCCCAACAUUGUGCUGCGGCCGGGCGAGACGUAUACGCAGACGACGGUGCACGAGUUCUCCUGCGCCGCGUCGCAG